AUGCUGGGCGACAACCUGCCACCACCCGCUGAGGUGGUGGCGCUCUACAAGCAGAACAAUAUUGGCCGCAUGAGGAUCUUCUUCCCUACCAAGGACGUCCUUCAGGCCCUGCGGGGCUCCAACAUCGACCUCAUCAUGGACGUCCCAAGAGAACACUUGCAGGGUAUUGCCUCCUCGGCUGCCACGGCCUCUGACUGGGUCCAGCGUAAUGUCUUGGCUUACUGGCCGGACGUCAGGCUACGCUACAUUGGCGUCGGAAAUGAGCUCAUCCCCGGAAAGACGGAGGCCCAGUACGUCCUCCCCGCCAUGCAGAACAUCUACAACGCGCUCUCUUCUGCCGGCCUCGCGAAUCAGAUCAAGGUUUCGACGGUCGUCGACAUGGGAAUUCUCGGACAAUCUUAUCCCCCUUCGGCCGGCAAGUUCACCGCCAGCUCUAAGCGUUUCCUGACGCCCAUCGUGGGGUUCCUAACGCGCACCGGGGCGCCGCUACUGGCCAACGUCUACCCGUACUUCUCUUACAUCGGCAACAAGAGGGACAUCUCGCUCGACUACGCCCUCUUCACCUCCUCGGGCACCGUCGUCACCGACGGGCGCUUUGCCUACAAGAACCUGUUCGACGCCAUUCUCGACUCCGUCCACGCUGCCCUCGAGGAGAUCGGCGCGGGCGGCUUGAAAGUCGUCGUUUCGGAGAGCGGCUGGCCGUCGGCGGGCGGCGACACCGCUACCAUCCACAACGCCCGGACCUACAAUCAGAACUUCAUCCGCCACGCGCCGCAAGGGACGCCGAGGAGGCCGGGGAGGCCCAUCGAGGCUUACAUAUUCGCGAUGUUCAACGAGAACAAAAAGCCUCAGGGCACGGAGCAGAACUUCGGGCUGUUCUACCCCAAUAAGCAGCCCGUCUACCCAAUCAGCUUCUAG
This is a messenger RNA of Spirodela intermedia, 918 nucleotides long. The record is from the annotation of a GenBank genome assembly. Lineage: Eukaryota; Viridiplantae; Streptophyta; Magnoliopsida; Alismatales; Araceae.